Solanum verrucosum is the source of this 1435-nucleotide messenger RNA. RefSeq lists its product as uncharacterized. The record is from RefSeq and is a predicted model, not a curated record. The transcript is spliced from 6 exons. NCBI's taxonomy places the organism in Eukaryota, Viridiplantae, Streptophyta, Magnoliopsida, Solanales, Solanaceae. Gene Ontology annotation, biological process: P-body assembly; cytoplasmic stress granule assembly. Bases 74 to 1081 code for a protein of 335 amino acids. Gene Ontology annotation, molecular function: ATP binding; mRNA binding. Gene Ontology annotation, cellular component: P-body; cytoplasmic stress granule.
AGAAAAGCGCCACUACACAAAACUGCAAAAACCGCCUCUCUCACUUGAACAACAGCAGCAGCCAGAGCAAGCUAUGGGGAAAAGCGAUGAUUCCAUUCAGAGAAGGAAGAAUAAGAAGACUAGAAAGAAGCAAGAUGACAAGGUCUCUAAUCGUAUCGCCGGAAUUAUUGCUGCUAAGAAACGUCGACUCUCCGGCAAACGCCGUAUGUGUGAGGGAAUGUGCUAUAGUUUGCCUACACCUGAGGAUCCAUUCAAUGAGAGGCAUGGGAAAGUUGAUCUUGUGAAGAAAAAGAAGAAGCAGAACCUGUCGAAGAAGGGCAAGAACCCUAUUAAGAAGACUAGUUUACCACAAAAUUCUGACAAAUUAAAGGAAGAGUUCCACAUGCAUGCUCCAUCUAAGUUCUUAAUUCUCUGUUUGAAAACCAUUCAGGAUGGCCUUCAGCAGGAUGGAGCCUUCAAUGGUGGAGAGGAAAAGCCUUUCUUCGUCCAUACAUGGGGAAUUGAAUUCUGGAAAUAUUUUACCAGUGGCAAAGAUAUAAUUGGUACAAAUCAAGCCCAUGCUACAACUGAGCAAAUUGCUUGGGUUGCAGCAACAACUGCUGAUGCCAUAUCAAGAAAGGAGAAAGAAGGUCUAUCAAUUAGCAACCCCUUCCUUUUAUUCCUUGUUCCCUCCCAAGAGAAAGCUGUCAAGGUGCGGAAAAUAUGCAAGCCUCUGAAAGCUCUUGGAAUACAUACAGUGAGUCUGCAUCCUGGUGCUUCUAUAGACCACCAAAUUCAGGGCCUGAAGAACUGUGAGCCCGAGUUUCUUAUUUCUACUCCUGAAAGACUUCAAGAACUCCUCUCACAUGGUGCCAUUAAAACUUCUGAUGUUUCUUUCCUGGUCAUCGAUGGACCUCUUACUGAGACAGGUUAUGUUGAUGCGGUUGAAUCCAUUGCAAAAUCUAUUUCUGGAAAGCCACAAAUACUGGCUUUCAGUGAUUGCUCAAAUUCUUCAUCCAAUUUUCUUAUGAAGAAGAGUGUUGGAGAAUCAAUCUGUAGAAUACCGCUUGAUGAUCCAGUAAAUGGUCAUAACAUGGCUUGAGAUAUUUGUGCUUCUAAGUUGUCAAAGACAAACGGGGCAUGUUGUCCUUGCAGUUGAUUACACAGCUUCUUGCGGAAGUAGUUCAAACUCAUCAUCGUUACAGAUCCUCUGGCGUCAUUCAACUUAAUAGAAGGAAGUUCUAUAAUUGUAAACUUCUUCCAUAUCACGGUGCUGCUUCUUUUCACAUUCGUCUGCAAAAUUCUUUGUUAUAGAGUAGAUGUGUUCGAGACAUCUUAGAUGGAAGGUUCAUAAUGUUGUGUUAGGAGCGGAAGUCAAUUGUAACCAUGGUGUGUUGUGUUCUGGGAAUAGCCUAACUGGAGAAUUGCAAGAGAUGCAUAUAACCAUUUUACUAUU